AUGGAAAUAGUAGAAUGGAACAACAGUUCAAUGCACAUCACAGUGCGUUUCGGGCCAGGUGAUCAUGUUUAUUGGAAAACCUACCACAAACCGCAGAAAAACUGGAAAUCAGGGGAAGUGCUAAAACGGUUGGGAAAGGUGCUGCAUGAAGUCAGCUGGCAAAACGGAACAAUUAAACGACAUGCGAAUCAGCUAAGGGAAUGUUUAGUUAGAAACGGUGAGGAUACAUCAGAGAAUACGCUCGAAAGCCUGCCGGAAACGAUUAUUUUGGACGAAUUCGCUGAAUCAGGAAGAUCAAAACAAGCGAUAAGUAGAUCAGAUGAAAAAACCAACAGUAGGGCCAAUUUGAACGAAGCAAACACUGGAGAACGGUAUCAAAUUACAGGAUGUGAUGACAUCGCAAUCAGACGAUCGACACGAGCAUGA
Molecule: messenger RNA, 426 nt
Organism: Gongylonema pulchrum
Lineage: Eukaryota; Metazoa; Nematoda; Chromadorea; Rhabditida; Gongylonematidae
Source: the annotation of a GenBank genome assembly